UGUGUCAACUACAACAACACACCAACGAAAUGGGUGAAGAUCAUCAUCAUGAGCUUCCCGUAGGGUUUAGGUUCUAUCCAACCGAAGUAGAGCUUCUUACGUUUUACCUAAGGAUUCAGCUUGGUGGAGGAAGUGCCACCAUUCAUAGUCUCAUACCUAUCCUUGAUGUCUUUAGCGUUGAGCCUACUCAGCUUCCAAAUCUUGCGGGAGAGAGGUGUAGAGGAGACGCAGAACAAUGGCUAUUCUUUGUGCCAAGACAAGAAAGGGAAGCUAGAGGAGGAAGACCAAGCAGGACAACUCGUUCAGGUUACUGGAAAGCAACUGGUUCACCAGGUCCUGUGUUCUCACCGGAUAACCGAGUGAUCGGUGUUAAGAAGACGAUGGUGUUCUAUACAGGGAAAGCACCUACUGGUAGAAAAACAAAGUGGAAGAUGAAUGAGUAUAAAGCUGUUGAUGAAACAACUAGUGUAUCUACAAACCCAAAGUUGAGGAACGAGUUCAGUAUCUGUCGAAUCUACAUAAAGUCAGGAAUCUCGAGGGCCUUUGACAGACGUCCCACAGAAACUUAUGGGAUAGAGAGAAGAGUUCCUAGCAAUAGAGUGGAGUCAUCAUCUCGUGCUACAACAUCAACCUCACUAGAAACUUCACAUUCAGGAGGAAACAAAGUUGAUUUAUCAGUGAAUAAUGCUAAUACUAGUAUUACACAAAGCAUCUCAGAGAUGGUUGAUGGGCUAUCACAACCUUUUUGGGAAUGGGAACAAAUGAAUUGGUCUUAAACCAUAUCAAAUUACUUAUUAUGUUUCAUUUGCUAUGAAAUAUACAAAGAUGUAUGCUUUGUGUAAAACACUAGUUAGUAAGUGAGAAAUAUGUUGUGUAAAAAUAACACACUACAUUCAUUUGCCUAACCGGAUUAGUAGACCAAGC
Capsella rubella is the source of this 924-nucleotide messenger RNA. Its product is annotated as putative NAC domain-containing protein 61. The coding region runs from base 30 to 776 and encodes 248 amino acids. NCBI's taxonomy places the organism in Eukaryota, Viridiplantae, Streptophyta, Magnoliopsida, Brassicales, Brassicaceae. The record is from RefSeq and is a predicted model, not a curated record. The transcript is spliced from 3 exons. Gene Ontology annotation, molecular function: DNA binding. Gene Ontology annotation, biological process: regulation of DNA-templated transcription.